AUGGACUCUGCCCAAAACGGAGAGGAUGAGUCCCCAUUAAGUGAAGAGGAUUACAAGCAAGUGAGAGACUUAAUGAUUGACUUCCACGUUGGAUCCAAAGAGACUGGUCCCGAUUGCGUACUCGUGGCAUUGAAUCUCCACGCGUCCUUUCUUCGGACAGUCCCCCCUUACUCCCAUCAAGCAGACGUGUGGAUAGAACUUCUGAAAUCCCUUCACUACAAAUGCGUUGUUUUUAUUCACAGCUCAGACAAUAAUGGCAGAUACACUUUAGGCAGGUUCCAGAACUUAGCAGAUAAAGCCAAGAUUAAGCUUGAUGACGUUAUCGAAUAUGAACCUGGAUUUACAGACAUUAUCCAACAACUGGAAAAAACGAAAGAAUUUUAUUGCAAAGUUUUUAUUUUGUACGCAAAUACUGAAGACGCAGAAUCGAUAUUCCGCGAGGUGGAGCAACUGAAAAUGACAAGCCCAGGCUAUGUAUGGAUAGUCUCUGAACAGGCUUUGAUGGCAGCCAAUAGACCCGACGGUAUAUUGGCUCUGACAUUACUGAAUGCUUCAGAUGCGGCGGGUCACAUCUGGGACAGUGUCAAGAUCAUUGGAUUAGGGCUUCGAGACCUGAUCCGUAACGAAAACAUAACAAAGGCCCCUGAUAGCUGCGAUUCUUCAGACAGAGCCUGGGAAACAGGAAAACAAUUUGUAAAGUAUUUAAAGGCUCAAAGUCUGUUGUAUGGAAAAACUGGAAGAGUAGCUUUUGACGAGAAAGGCGAUCGCCUUAAUAGUGAGUACGAUAUUGUAAAUAUUGUAGACGGGCAGACCGUAACGGCUGGACAUUACACGUUUUCCAAGGCUCAGAUGAAGAUGAAUCUCAAGCUCAACAUAAACAGCAUCAAAUGGCCUGGUAACCACUCAACAAAGCCCCGAGGAUAUAUAGUCCCCACCCGUUUACAGGUUGUUACCUUGGUGGAAGAACCGUUUGUUUGGGCUAGACCUGUGGAUAGCAAGGAGGAUUGUAAAGAAGAUGAAAUCCCAUGUCCGCGAUCCAACAGUUCGCUGUCACAAUCCUACUGUUGCCGUGGUUACUGUAUGGACCUGCUGUGGAAGUUAGGGAACGACUUGAACUUCACGUACAAUCUCUACCAAGUGGAAGACGGCCAGUAUGGCAAUUUUGAAUAUGUGAAUGACUCUAACAAGAAAUACUGGACGGGGAUGGUGGGUGAUCUUGUGCAUGAAAAAGCAGACAUGGCUGUCGCUCCUCUCACUAUCAAUCCUGAACGAUCUCAAGUUAUCGAGUUUACUAAACCUUUCAAAUAUCAAGGAAUUACCAUACUGGAAAAAAAGCAACCUAAAAGUUCCACCUUAGCUUCCUUCCUUCAACCUUUCGAACAGACUCUUUGGAUUUUGGUGAUGGUUUCCGUCCACGUUGUUGCACUAGCUUUAUAUCUUUUAGACAGAUUCAGUCCAUUUGGACGUUACAAACUACCAAACAGUGAUGCUACAGAAGAAGACGCCUUAAAUUUGUCUAGCGCCAUCUGGUUUGCUUGGGGAGUAUUACUCAACAGUGGGAUUGGAGAAGGUACUCCUCGCAGCUUUAGUGCCAGGGUAUUAGGAAUGGUGUGGGCAGGAUUCGCUAUGAUUGUUGUUGCGUCAUAUACAGCCAAUUUGGCUGCGUUUCUCGUUUUAGAUCGUCCUGAGACAUCGCUUACCGGUAUAAAUGAUGCCAGACUUCGUAACCCUCUAGAGAACUUUACCUAUGCCACGGUAAAAGGCAGUGCAGUUGAUAUGUAUUUUCGACGCCAGGUGGAGCUUUCAAAUAUGUAUCGAACUAUGGAAGGUAAAAAUUAUGACUCAGCAGAAGCGGCCAUCGAUGCUGUGAAAUCUGGAGAGCUUAAUGCUUUUAUCUGGGAUUCCUCUCGGCUGGAGUAUGAAGCUGUUCAAUCCUGUGAUCUGGUGACAGCAAGGGAACAGUUCGGCCGCUCCGGCUACGGAAUAGGACUGCAGAAGAACAGCUUCUGGGCUGACCAGGUUACUUUAGCCUUGUUACAGAUGCAUGAAAGUGGCUACAUGGAGAAGUUGGACAACAAGUGGAUAUUAUCUGGAGACGGUAAAUGUGAGAAUAAGAGUGAGAAGUUUCCUGCUACUCUGGGAUUAAAGAACAUGGCUGGUAAGGAGAUCCUUUAA
This is a messenger RNA of Limulus polyphemus (Atlantic horseshoe crab), 2175 nucleotides long. RefSeq names its product glutamate [NMDA] receptor subunit 1-like. The coding region runs from base 1 to 2175 and encodes 724 amino acids. Gene Ontology annotation, cellular component: synapse; neuron projection; plasma membrane. Gene Ontology annotation, molecular function: NMDA glutamate receptor activity. The record is from RefSeq and is a predicted model, not a curated record. Gene Ontology annotation, biological process: regulation of membrane potential; monoatomic ion transport; ionotropic glutamate receptor signaling pathway. The transcript has 15 exons. NCBI's taxonomy places the organism in Eukaryota, Metazoa, Arthropoda, Merostomata, Xiphosura, Limulidae.